AUGGCUGUGCCUCUGAUCACUGACAAGGCAAAGAUUGGUGUGCCUGAUCACAUGGCCAAAGCAAAUGUGGACUGGCACGUCCACCGUCCGGUUUAUCUUGGCAAGGUGUUUGCAACAAACAAUGGAGUCAGUCACAAGACAUAAGACAAAGGGCAACAUCAUUACAAGGAUAUAGAAAGUGCGACUCACCUCAAGACCAUUCUGCUUGUGGGGCAGGCAGUUGCACUCUCCUCGGUAGGUGCGGUUACCACGGUACUGUUUGUAUCACAAGACAUGGUCAAACAAGUUGUAGAGGCAGUCAAGGGUGUCAAUGUGUGGGGAAAAUCAGCCACAGCGCAGCACUCCAUGAUCCCCACGUAG
Molecule: messenger RNA, 360 nt
Organism: Ceraceosorus bombacis
Lineage: Eukaryota; Fungi; Basidiomycota; Exobasidiomycetes; Ceraceosorales; Ceraceosoraceae
Source: the annotation of a GenBank genome assembly